GGGGGAGGGGCAGGAAAGAAGGCUAUAAGGGCCGCAGCCGUGCCGGGCGGGAACCAGCCAGGCCAUGGCGGAGGUCCCGGGAGCCCAACGCUCGGUUCUUGCUGGCGGCCCAGAGCCCCGGGAUCCCCUAGACUGCUGGGCCUGUGCAGUGCUAGUAACGGCUCAGAAUCUGUUGGUAGCUGUCUUCAAUCUUCUCCUGCUGGCUUUAGUCCUGGGGACCAUCUUGCUACCCGCUGUCACCAUGUUGGGCUUCGGCUUUCUCUGCCACUCUCAGUUCCUGCGCUCUCAGGCACCCCCUUGCACCGCGCAUCUGCGGGACCCAGGCUUCACCGCCCUGUUGGUCACUGGAUUCCUGCUGCUGGUACCGCUGCUUGUGCUUGCCUUGGCCACCUAUCGCCGCCUCUGCCUGCGUCUCCGCCUGGCCGACUGCCUAGUACCCUACAGCCGUGCCCUCUACAGGCGCCGGCGCAUCCCACAGCCGAAGCAAAUCCCGGCCUCACCAGGGUCCCGGGCUGUUCCCACACCGGGAAAGGUCUGGGUUUGAGGUGCGUUGAGUCAAGAAUUCUGCCGAUUGUCCUCCUCCUGGACGCGGAAGGACUUGAAGCAAGCUCAGGGGUAUUCUGCCUUGUUCUGCUCCUUACCAUUGCCCGAGUUCCUUUGAUGGAACAUCACCACCUGUGGAUCCAAUGCUGGCGAAAAUUCCCAUGCCCCAGAACAUCUCACUAGAAUCCUGAACGUUUGAGUUGGACCCUGCACAUCUUCUGUGUCCCCUAGCGUAAAUAGGAGAGCUGAACUUUGUGCCUUCCUUAGCUGGUGCAGCUCCUCUAAUAUUUACGGGACUGAGGAACAACGCUAGAGAAGGAACCAUCACAAAUAAUAAAAAAUUUAUGAAAUGAA
Molecule: messenger RNA, 897 nt
Organism: Myodes glareolus (Bank vole)
Lineage: Eukaryota; Metazoa; Chordata; Mammalia; Rodentia; Cricetidae
Gene: Tmem88
Product: transmembrane protein 88
Biological process (GO): negative regulation of canonical Wnt signaling pathway
Cellular component (GO): plasma membrane
Molecular function (GO): PDZ domain binding
Source: RefSeq, a predicted model, not a curated record